GAAUGUGAUAGUCUAUAUAGCAGGGCUUAUAGGUGUCAAGCUAUUUUUGAUUUUUUUCAUCAUUGACGGUUGUUACUUUUGGUUACUUAACGCUCUUCAGACAGUCAACUUCCCAAAGAGUUUAUGUUUUGUGCGUUCAUGCGUUUGUUUGAAAAAAGUUGCUUUUACUAUAAGAUAUUUAUAGAAAAAGAUUAAAUUAUCGGAUGCUGUCAACAUUUCCUCUUUACUGGUAAAUGUUACACGAACUGUUACUCUUCCUCGCUGGCUAUGACUCAGGCCUGUUCCUAAUAGACAACGAAACCCUUAAUUUACAUCCAUCUCUUCAAGCACUGCAUCCUGGAGAACGACAUCUGUUACUAGAAAUUGGUUCUCUGGCUGUCGAGCGUCGAAAAACCGCCGGACUUCUACAACAUCCAAAUUCUUGGUUCAGUCAAUCAAACAAUGCAUUUCAUCGUUCCUUUUACAUGUUUGUUGAGGAGAUUCUUCGAAGCUUUGACGAAACUCUAGCUGACUUGGAGCAAAAGAUCCUAAUGAGGGAUUCUUCGUUUGUUGGCUCUGAAAAGUUUGUCUCUUUGACACAAGUCGAAGCACAUUUAAGUUCCUGGAAGCAUACAUUCCCAGAUGUCUUUUUGAUUGCUACAACAGUACUGCAAUAUCAAACGGCGUAUUCUAUCUUUCGUUCCUUAGAGCUACUUUUGAUGCAGUCUUCUCGCUUGGAUUUCAAACAACUUAUUUCAAAAAUUCAGGUUUGUUUACAAAGAGUUUGGUUAAAUCAUUUUAUCGAGUAUUUGGUUACCGAUUUCCGGGAAGAUUACGGCUAUCUUUCUAUUUCGCCAGAAGUUAACGAGAGUGAUGGGCAUGUUCUGGUUCCUUUUAUGGAUAUGGCUUCAGCAAAGAAUGCGCUUUUUACGAGGGUUUGUAUGCUUAAAGCAAAAUCUAUGCUUAUUGAUGUAUAUGCAAAUCUGUUGAAACAAUUUUACGCCGAGAGUAAAGCUCUUGAAUUUCCAAUUUCACAAUCUUCGUUAAAGGGGACUAUAGAUGCGCUAUACACGCUUGUCUCCAGGAGCAUUGUGUUCAAAAUGGCGUCUGUUGGUCGGCUUGUGGAUUUAACAAUGAUGCUAGAAAUGAUAAUGUUACAAGAAGACACGGAUGUUUUAACGACGAUUAUGAAGAAAUUAUUCGAAUUCGACACAAAUCCUUCACCGAGAACGAUUCAAAAUCCGGAAGAAUACUUUCCGACAGUUUUGAGGAAUACGAUUUCAGACAUGGAUUUGGAUUCACUGUAUGGAGAUUGUAUUUCUUCCCUUCAUUUGAAGAAGUCUUCUGAGGUGACAAAUCCAAAUAUAAGCUUAAAAGGGAAUCCAAUAUAUCUCGCUGUUUCCUUACAAUGGCCUUACAAUAUGUUUAUUGAUAAAAGUAUCCAGAGAGAUUAUUCUAGGUUAUGGGGUUUUUUGGGUGCAUUGCAGGUUAAUAUUAUGGAUAUAAAAUCCUUUAGUUAUCAAAGGAAAGCUUUGGUCCAUGGUCAUAACAGGUAUCCUUGGAAAAGUUUAUGGCUUACGUUGUGGUUUUUAUCAUCUCUUCAGUAUUAUUUUUAUGAUGGUAUUAUACGACCUUCCUACAAAGUUCUUCGCGAAAAAAUUGUCGAAUAUGGGAAAGGUGGUAUACUCAAGAUGCAAGAGUAUUCGCGUCUUCAUCUAACUGCUUUUGAUUAUAUUUCGAAAAUGGUAUUUAUUAAGGACAAACGAUUUUUAAUUUUACUCACUUCUAUAUAUGAUGAAGUUUCUAAAGUUCAUUAUCAGGAAGUUUCCGAGGAAACAUGUGCAUUAGUCGUCCUAGUUAAUCAGUGCAUUCAACAUAUCAGGGAGAUAGAAAAUGAUCCAUCACUCGACAAUAGUCCACUUAGUGCACUUUUACUGCAACUUGGUGUUUAAAUUCAUCAACGUCGAUUGAUAUGUUUCAUAUCAAUCCAAUUUUUGCAACGAUCGUUUUCAUCAUGAAAUAAAAGGUUCAUUCAAUAUAACAUAAUCAUGAAGAUUGAAUUAUACAAUGUUGAAUAACGGUAGCUAUUGUAUUCAACCUCAUUCUGGCAGAGCAAGCUCUCUUCAGAUACUUUCACUUGCAUAAGCGUUCAUCAAAGUGAUAACAUGUGCUUUAUAAAUCAUCAUCCAUUUGACCAGUAACUUCUUCAUUUUCAGAUUCUGUUUCGAUGGAAGACAUGGUAUCGUCGUCUGAAGAGUCAUCCAAAGAGACAUCUGCCUGGUCUUUGCUAGCAUACCUUUGAAUAUAAUCUUUCACUUUAAAUGUAAAAGUCUGCGGUUCGCGAAGUAGCAAUGCAGCGGCUUCACCAUUCAAUGGAUCAGAAGCAUUAGGGUAGCGAAGCAAUUGAGGAAGGAAAACUUCAAAAAUGUUAAUCAUAUCAAACAUAGGAGACCAAGUCUGAUUAAUGACGUCCAAGCAAACACUUCCGCUGAGCUCGUCAAUGUUUGGAUGGAAGAUUCGAUUUACAAAUCCAAUACUGGGAGACUUCCAAGGAUACUCGCUUGGCAAUUCCACAUGAAUUUUCCAAACUCCUUCCGCAUACGGAGUCUCAUCAGGGCCGUGAAAGCGAACAUAGAAUUCUUGCAUAUUAUCAUUUACAAGAGUAACCUCAUAGUCACUCAUCAACAAUUUCAUAACGUCAGUCUCAAUUCUUCUUCUAGGGCUCGACAUUUUUUGCGUAAUUAUAAAAGAAGAGUAAAAGUGACUAAAAAAAAA
Molecule: messenger RNA, 2754 nt
Organism: Schizosaccharomyces cryophilus OY26
Lineage: Eukaryota; Fungi; Ascomycota; Schizosaccharomycetes; Schizosaccharomycetales; Schizosaccharomycetaceae
Product: gamma tubulin complex subunit Gfh1
Exons: 1
Coding region: 234-1931 (565 amino acids)
Biological process (GO): meiotic cell cycle; spindle assembly; mitotic cell cycle
Cellular component (GO): centrosome; equatorial microtubule organizing center; gamma-tubulin complex
Molecular function (GO): gamma-tubulin binding; microtubule minus-end binding
Source: RefSeq, a predicted model, not a curated record